Messenger RNA from Paramuricea clavata, 8080 nucleotides. Lineage: Eukaryota; Metazoa; Cnidaria; Anthozoa; Malacalcyonacea; Plexauridae. The record is from the annotation of a GenBank genome assembly.
CGAAAUAUAUAAGUUUUUGUGGCGAAAGAGGGCGUGUUGGGGGAGUGUUUGUACCGUGGUUCGUACGGACCAAUCAGCUUUCGAAUACAAAUUGCCACACGACGAAUUAAAACAUGGCCGAUUUUGAGGUAACCUUUUUUCUUUUCGUUUAUUUCUUUUAGUUUAUAUUUAUUUCCUUACUUUAUUGACUAAUUUGAUUUGUUUGUAUUUUCUUAGUAUAUGUCAGGUUUUGGAAAUGAAUUUUCGUCAGAAGCGUUAAAAGACGCACUCCCCAAAGGGCAAGUAUGUAAAUUUUUAAUAUUUAUCAUUUCAAUGGAUGGUGCACCAGUGCACGCUCUGCACGCAAUAUAAUUUAUUUUACAAUUUGUACAAUUCUGCUGUUUUCUCUUUUAAAGCUCUAUAAUAUUGUACAAAAUACUAACAUAUGGUAGAAAGUAGUUGUCUUUAAUAUUCUGAACAUUUAAUAAGUACAGUUUUGAUUGUCAGAGAUAUUUGAUUGUCAAUAUUAUUGCGUAAAACAAAUUAUGAAAAUCAAACGUAUAUAAACAACUGUUUAAAAAGGAUAUUGUAGAUGGAAAUUAUCGAGUGGAAAUUUAUAUGCAUUUAAUAUACCUAACCAGGAACAGUACCGAAAAAUGCAACUUUAGGUCCCUGACAGGAAUCAAACCUGUGACUCCGGCGCAGUGCCCCAACCCACCAAGCUACAGAAGCCAGUUGUCGAGCCCCAGCCACAAGCCCAUGUAUAUAUAUAUAUACUAGGGUACUGCCACAUGUAGGUUAUGUGUAAAUAUCAAGAUUUUGUUGGCAUCUACACUACCCUUCAACUAAUAUUUACUGUCGUUCCAAUUGAAGUGUUCCUCAAAUAUUGAUUCAAUACAUUACCUCGGGCUGACCAAUUCAUUUGAUCAAGUUCCUCGAAAUAUUCAUACACUUCCUAGUAUAAUUGUAAACUUCCUGUUAAAUAGUUUGAAUGAUCACCUUUGUUGUUUGUGCAACUAACCAAUCAUAAAUAGAAAGGAAGUGACCAGAAAUGAUCAAAUUCUUGGAAUUGGCCCUUUCACAGGAAGUGUAUGAAUAUCUCGAGGAACUUGAUCAAAUGAAUUGGUCAGCCCGAGGUAAUGUAUUGAAUCAAUAUUUGAGGAACACUUCAAUUGGAACGACAGUAAUUGAGUGAGAUGUCAACAAAAUCUUGAUAUUUACAGAUAACUGUAUAGAAGCCCUAUCAGUUGUAAGUCCAGUAAGAGCCAUCAAUAAGGAAUGCUACCUUGCUACAGUCAGUUACUCCAGGAAGACACCUAAACUAAAUUAACUUUAUUGCCAGCUAGAUAGCACUAUCAGUUGUAAACUGUUCUCCAUAGAGGUCUGUGUGUAGUUUCUGAGGUAUGUUUUUUAUUAGAAUAAUCCUCAAAAAUGUCCUUAUGGUUUGUAUGCUGAACAACUUUCUGGGUCAUCGUUUACCUCACCCCGAGAGACAAACAAGCGCAGGUUGGUUAAGUUUUAAAGUAUCAUUCUAGCUCCUCUACAGGCUGUAAUGAAUUUCCUAAUCUCAUUUCCUACAUUAGAAAUUGAGAUUUGAAAUUUUUUUAUGGCAUCAGUAGGUUUGAUUAAACAGAUGACUGUGGUCUAUGCUAAUUAUUUUCAAUAUAGUAGUGUAUAUAGUCUUGCAUUUGUUGGCAGGUGAAUAGAAUUGAGAAAUGUUGUUUUAUUUUCAGUAGCUCUUAUAAGUAUUAACAUAUCUGAUGUUCACCACUAGGCCUAAAAAAAAUACCUGUGGUUCCGGUUUCAUAUCGUGAAAAAAUUAGGGUAGCUAGGUCGGAAACAAUUUUUUUUUUUAAUAUUUUUUUCAUAGUUUUGGCAGUUUUUUUGCUGGGUGAUGGCUCUUGAGUCCCGAUGUCAAUAUCAGCUAGAGAUUCAUAUUUCCUACGGACGAAUUUAGGCAAUUUGGUUCAAUAAUUAUUUUGACAACAAAUGCCAUUUUAGCACGCUGUAUGAGUAGACUGCAACCACCCGGAGAAAAUAGAGUUGCACAGUCAAUCGCGUUGAAAAAAUAAUAAGGUCGGCAGAAAAAAUAGGGUUUGUCUGGAAACCGAAACCACAGGUAUUUUUUGUUAGGCCCUGAGACUGAAAUUAACCCAUUGAAUGCCAGCACUCUCCUUUAUAAGUAAAGUUGUCUGAUGUUAGACAGUGAGAGUAAAAUGACAUUGGGCACAUUAGGAUGCAUUUAGCAUUUAAAGGUUAACCCACCAAUUGUUGUUGGUUUUUAGCUGGCUUUAUCGCAUACGGCCAUCAGCCGUUCAUGAACCAUUCAAAAAAUUUGAAGUUGAUUAUUUUACCAACAAUUGGGAUGAAUAUCCACCUGAUCCAAAUCAAGUAAGCUGAGAAAUAUAUUACAUAAAGCUUUAGUUUAAUUUCACAACAACCACAUUCUGAAACAGAAGAAAUUAUUCUUUUUAUUUAGUUCAGAUGGAAGCCUUUUGACUUGCCCACUGAAGACGACUCAGUAGAUUUUGUUGAGGUAUUUAUUUUUAAAUUAAUAAAUUGAUUGAUUGCCAUGCAAACCUAUAAAGAACUUAGUUUGAAUAUGUUCUUUAAAGAGUCUGAAAACAAUAUGUGGUGCAGGAGAUACCAAAGUACGGAGUGGAGCUGCUAUAUAUAUCUAUUCCUGUAACAUAUCAAUGAAAGAUAGGUAUGUUUCUGUACAUGUCUUGGGAAUAUUUUGGAAACAAGUACAUGAGAUGGACUAUCAACCCAACUCUUCUCUUUUAGGUGUAUGUAUAAUUCAGAUGGUGAUUUUCUCAUUGGUAAGUCUAGUUUGCAUUAGAUCCACACAUUGAUGUGUUAGAUUAUCUAGAUUACACAUUGGUCUAUUAUACAACAGAUGAUGGUCAACCUGUUGUUAUCAGAGUUGGAAAAUAAUGUUAUAAUUCUUUUCAUUUUAUUCCACUCAGUUUUGUGUUCAGUGGUAAAUAAAUAGAAUGGAUGACUCCAGGUAUAGAUUUUGAUCCAGACAAGAAGAACGAAAUCCAUUACCACAGCUGGAAAGAGCAUCUUAAAAUGAGUAAAAUUGCAAAGUUUGGUUGCGAAUUGUUGUAAAAUGAGGAAAGUAUAGCCCUGUGAAGUUCGCAAACUUUGUAUAUAUUUGUAUUACGCGCGGGAAAAAUAACCAUUUUUCAGCCGAAAGUGGUUAUUUUUACCGCGCGUAAUACAAAUAUAUACAAAACUUGCGAACUUCACAGGGCUAUAUUUUCUUCAUUUUACAACAUUUAGCAACCAAUCUUUGCAGUUUUACUCAUUCUAAGACGCUCUUUCUAGCUGUGGUGUUGGAUUUUGUUCUUCUUGCCUUGAUCAAAUUUAGUCUAGUAUAGCUGCAUGGAAUCACCCUUUAAGACAUGUUGUUUGUUUUUUUGCUCCUGUAAGUAUCAACAUUUCUAAAGAUGACUACCAGACUUACCAGGGCUGUCCUGUAAAUGCUUAACCAUCCAGUUAUAAUGGUCAUCAGUGCUGACCCUACUUCAACUCCCCAGUUCCCAACAGUGUCACUUUUAUGACGCAAAUUAUGUAUUACAUACAAUGUAGUUCCACAAAAAGGCACAUUAAAAAUCACCACGGAGUUUGGAAAGAUAUCAGUAAAACCAAAUGAAAUUUGUGUCAUUCAGGUAUUUGUAAAAAUUAAUCUGUAAAUUAAGUUUUCUUGGUUUAUUGAACAUUCAAAUGACAACCAUGCCAAUGAAACAACACAUCAAUUUCUUUGUUGUGUAUUUUUCAUAUUUGUUGUACAUUUUUCAGCAAGGGAUGCGUUUCAGUGUUGAUGUUACUAAGCCAUCUCGCGGUUAUGUACUUGAAGUAUUUGACGGACAUUUUCAGCUUCCUAAUUUAGGACCUAUAGGUAAUUUUUUUAGUUUUAGUUGAAUUUAUUUUUCCUUCGGGAGGACCUGAUGUAACAUGGCUUUAAUUUCGUCAUUCAUUUCAGGUGCAAAUGGUCUGGCAAACCCGCGUGAUUUUCUCACACCUGUCGCAUGUUUUGAAGAUCGCCGCCCUUCUGAUGGCUACACUGUCAUCAGCAAGUUUCAGGGAGCUCUGUUUUCAGCAAAACAGGUGAUUAUCUGAGCCAAUAUAAUCUAUCAGCCAGCCAAUAUAAUCAAUGAAGUUAGCUUGUAAUCAUUAUCAUCAAUCAGUGUAGUUAAACAUUCAGUUGAUUACUCCCUCGUUGGUAAGCUGGUACGCUAAAAACUUGCAUUGCUUCGAUUCCCAGUUGGGGGAUAUUUGGAAGUUAAUAUUUCAAUAAUUGUUUUGGCCCCAUAAAUUCCUAUGUUGCUAUAAGGGUACUCGGGCUUUUAGUCAGGAUUCUGAAAGAGGGCAUCCAUUCCAUUUCGGCGGCGACAUACGUAUAGGGCGGAUUUCGAGACUAUGUCUCCCUGGAAAACCUUUGAAUGUUGGGUCUUGUAAACAGUAUCAUAUUUUACAGUUUUUUCAUGUCAGCAUCUACAUAGCGUACUAUAGCUCAUUCGAAAUUUUUAUUGGAAUUGUUGAGAAUAAUUUUCCUCCAGAAUUUUGGAUGGCGUCCAAAGGCGUCCCUUUUUCGUUGUAGGGCGUUCCCAGACGCCCUUCUGGCUUCUGGCUAAAAGCAGAUACUGUAUGUCAUUUGUUAUAUAGAGUCACUGUCCAUUUGAUGUGGUAGCGUGGUUUGGUAAUUAUGUUCCUUAUAAAUAUGAUCUUGCCAACUUUAUGGUUAUCAAUGCUGUCUCAUUUGAUCACGCGGUAUGCUUGCUUCGUUUUUGUUUUCUGAAGUACUUUGUAUAUAGAAUAAGCUGGGUUAGUCUCUAUUUAGACUACCUGAAACAAAAUUAUAAACACCAACAGGGGUGGAAUAAAUAGGCGAGCACUGCUCGCAGGAAAUGUUAAACAGCUACAGGAAAUUCGUGAUUUUUUUUGUGUUGGUGUAAUGUACUCAGGUGAAUAUGAUGCUUGUGAUGUUCAUAUGAUGCUUGUGAUGUUGGGCUAGUAUUCCAAAGGUCGUAGGUUCGAUUCCCACCGUGUCAGGCAUACUUUUCAAGCUUGCCCGGUGUGGAUAUACACUCAGAGUAACAUCACAAGCAUUACAGGAAAUUUGUUUGAAUGAAGAUUUGCUAAUGAAAAUUUGAAGGAAACCUUAACACCCAUGUCUCACUUUGGGCGCAACAACAUAUGGUUGACAGACAUUAUUAGUCCUUGAAUUUAAAACCAUGGUCAUUUAGAACACUAUAUGUUCAUGCACAUGCAGAUUUAGCACAAAAAUACUCCGUUGGUCCGCAGGAAAUUUUCGUCUCCAGGCAGGAAGAAAAUUAUUUUUCCUGCCCUGAACACCAAACACUUGAGGGGUCGGAGUAUAUGAAAAAUUUAACAAGAAUUUUGGGGUUCGAGCAAACGUCCUUCUCUAACUUCUAAACGAAGAGCAAUCGCUGAAAAACGUCAAAGUUCUCGUUCUAUUUUUCGGAUAAUUCGAUCGUGCGAUGCCUCAAUAUAUUGUUCUCUGCUUACUAAAGCAUAGAAACACACAUUCAAUAUUUAGUAAAAACUACAUUACCUUUCUAAAGGAUCCAUCUAUCUUCACGGUUCUAACCUGUCCAAGUGUAAAGCCUGGAGUGGCGAUCGCAGAUUUUGUCAUCUUCCCACCCCGGUGGGGAGUAGCUGAGCACACAUUUAGACCUCCGUACUAUCACAGUAAGUUGAAAGUUUCAAAGUGUCACGAAUUAUUUUCUCUCAGACCUUGUCAACGUGUGGUAAAAAUUGAUAAAUUGUUUUUAGGGAAUUGCAUGAGUGAGUUUAUGGGACUGAUCUUUGGAAAUUAUGAAGCAAAGGUAUGAAUUAUUGUCAAAAACCUGUUGAAUUCAUGCUUUUUUAUAAAUAAAGUUAAUUUAGGUUUCCUCCUGUAGUAACACCGGAUCAAUAAGAGAUGACCCUUACUGGACCCCUAGGGAGAACAGUUUAGAACUGAGAGAGAUAUCCAGUAUAAAUAAAGUUAGUUUAAUUUAGGUUUCCUCCUGUAGUAACACUGGAUCAAUAAGAGAUGACCCUUACUGGACCUCUAGGAAGAACAGUUUAGAACUGAUAGAGCUAUCCAGUAUAAAUAAAGUUAGUUUAGUUUAGGUUUCCUCCUGUGGUAACACUGAAUCAAUAAGUGAUGAUCCUUACUGGACCUCUAGGAAGAACAGUUUAGAACUGAUAGAGCUAUCCAGUAUAAAUAAAGUUAGUUUAGUUUAGGUUUCCUCCUGUAGUAACACUGGAUCAAUAAGAGAUGAUCCUUACUGGACCUCUAGGAAGAACAGUUUAGAACUGAUAGAGCUAUCCAGUAUAAAUAAAGUUAGUUUAGUUUAGGUUUCCUCCUGUAGUAACACUGGAUCAAUAAGAGAUGAUCCUUACUGGACCUCUAGGAAGAACAGUUUAGAACUGAUAGAGCUAUCCAGUAUAAAUAAAGUUAGUUUAGUUUAGGUUUCUUCCUGUAGUAACACUGGAUCAAUAAGAGAUGAUCCUUGCUGGAACUCUAGGAAGAACAAUUUAGAACUAAGAGAGAUAUCCAGUAUAAAUAAAGUUAAUUUAGUUUAGGUUUCUUCCUGUAGUAACACUGGAUCAAUAAGAGAUGAUCAUUACUGGACCUCUAGGGAGAACAGUUUAGAACUGAUAGAGCUAUCCAGUAUAAAUAAAGUUUGUUUAGUUUAGGUUUCCUCCUGUAGUAACACUGGAUCAAUAAGAGAUGAUCCUUACUGGACCUCUAGGAAGAACAGUUUAGAACUGAUAGAGCUAUCCAGUAUAAAUAAAGUUAGUUUAGUUUAGGUUUCCUCCUGUAGUAACACUGGAUCAAUAAGAGAUGAUCCUUACUGGACCUCUAGGAAGAACAGUUUAGAACUGAUAGAGCUAUCCAGUGUAAAUAAAGUUAAUUUAGUUUAGGUUUCCUCCUGUAGUAACACUGGAUCAAUAAGAGAUGAUCCUUACUGGACCUCUAGGAAGAACAGUUUAGAACUGAUAGAGCUAUCCAGUAUAAAUAAAGUUAGUUUAGUUUAGGUUUCCUCCUGUAGUAACACUGGAUCAAUAAGAGAUGAUCCUUACUGGACCUCUAGAGAGAACAGUUUAGAACUGAUAGAGCUAUCCAGUAUAAAUAAAGUUUGUUUAGUUUAGGUUUCCUCCUGUAGUAACACUGGAUCAAUAAGAGAUGAUCCUUACUGGACCCCUAUAGGAAGAACAGUUUAGAACUGAAAGAAAUAUGCAGUAUAAAUAAAGUUAUUAUUUUCUCACUCUGACAACUGUUGGUUGACCACCAUCUGCUGCACGAUAGUGCUUCGUGAAACCUACUUGUAACUUCGCCGUAACUUGAUUACAGGAGGAAGGAUUUGCUCCUGGUGGAGCAAGCUUACAUAGCAUGAUGACACCACAUGGUCCUGACAAAGAAUGUUUUGAAAAAGCAUCAAAUGUUGAGAAUCUAGUACCUGAAAGAGUUGCAGAUGGCACAAUGGUUUGUAUACGUCUCUAUUGUGGAGCCCGCUUUUCAUUUUAACUCAUCAGUGUAGCUAGCAUUCAAUGAAAGCUAUCCUCGUUUUUGGUCGUAAUUACGCUGGUUUCUAUGUUAUUUUGACCCUAUUAAUGACAUCUAUUCAGGCUGUUGAGCUCGACAAACAAUGAACUUUUGUAAACCUUUACGUGAACCUCGAAGUUGUCUUUAUCUCUCUCGUCAGGUGGCGACGAAGACAGUUCCCUCACUUUUCUUAAUUCUCUUUGGUUUAGGCGUUCAUGUUCGAGUCGUGUUUAAGUUUGGCUGUUACAAAAUGGGCGGCAGAAACGUCGGAGAAACUGGACAAAGAUUAUUACAAGGUCUGGUCUGAUAUUAAAAGUCAUUUUGAUCCAGAAUGGAAACCAGAGAAAGCUUAAAGACAUAGCAGUCGUGAGUAAAACAAAGUGGUAUGUAUGUAUCAGUAUUCUGUAUCAAAAUGCUCUAUUUAAUUAUAACUAAAGAUAAAAUAAUAUCUAAAGUAUAUUUUACGAAACAUUGGCAUAGAACAGCUAUACAUGGACGGAUUAAGUAACGUAAAGGAUAUGUCUUGGAAGAAAU